Cyprinus carpio (common carp) is the source of this 1527-nucleotide messenger RNA. RefSeq lists its product as uncharacterized. The record is from RefSeq and is a predicted model, not a curated record. NCBI's taxonomy places the organism in Eukaryota, Metazoa, Chordata, Actinopteri, Cypriniformes, Cyprinidae. Gene Ontology annotation, cellular component: membrane.
UGUGGAAAGCGUACUGCGUUCAUUUGACCGACCUCCUCCGUUCCUUAAAGGGAUAGCCAUCAUUUACUCAUCCUCUUGCCGUUCCAAACCUGAAUGACUUUCUUUCUUCUGUUCUGUGGAACACAAAAUGGAUAUUUUGAAUAAUGUACUAGUCACUGUUUUUACGGAUAAGAUGGAUAAGAACUGAUCAAAGGAAACUAAAGGCCUACUUUGCAGUGCUGAUAAGCUCUCUUUAAGCACAAGAACUAUGUUCAUUUUUGCUGUUUAGAAAGGAGAACAUCUGUUUUAGUUAGUUAAUGUUUUCGGACCACAGAGGAUGUGGUAACGGUUUCAGACACUGUUAUUUAACCACCACAGAAUGUGGCAGGAAACGAUAGCGCUUCGCUGAUGGGAACAAAGAAAUUUUGAGUCAUGAGAGAUCCGAAGUCCAUACACAAGAUCUUCUGGAUCAUGGAAUUUCUGCCUUUCGCUUAAAAUAUAUUUAUGUGUUCUGUUAUAAGGGAGAAAACAAACUUUGCAGGGUCUUCAUGCUCAGUUAUGUGGUACCUGUCCAUAGUAUUUACCUUCACAGUAUAUGGAACCCAUGGUUGUGUGAUAACCAGUCCAGACCAGAAGGCUAAUGCUGGGACAGAUGUCCAUUUGUCGUGUAAUUUCUGGCAAUGUCCUGGACCUCUGGACAUCAUGUCUCUUAGUGUGGAGUGGGAAUUCAAGGGUAUCUCCUCUGAGCCAAAAAUAAUCCUCUACUACAUCAGAAAUCGAACUGUACCACUUCUUGGUGUGUUUUUUCAGGGAGAUGUCGAAUUAGGGAGUUUUGAUAUACAUCUCCCGUCUGUGACCCAUGAGAACAGUGGAACUUAUUUAUGUAGAUUACGUCUCAAUGGCAUUUUUCACAAGAACCAAACACACCUUAUUGUGCAAUCAGCACUGACCAGGAGAAACAAUCCAGGUGUAAAUCAUCUGCAGAAACGUCCUCCCUGGUUGCUGCCCCUGGCCUCAGUGGCAUCAGUGGCUGGGUUUGUGUUACUAAUUGGUACAGUUUUUUGGGGGAGGAAAGCUUACACGUCAACCCAGAGAGAAAACAACUCAAAGCAAAAUAUGGAAGAGGCUAAAACCAGCACUGAUGCUGAAGACAAGGGAAUUAUAUAUAAGGUGGGAUUCAGCAUGCCUGACCUCGCAGACGUGAACAGUCCUCCUAGCAGUCCAGAUAACAUCUAUGUUACCAUGCAUGGUUUGCCAUUCGCACCAGAUGUUCCUGCCACAGCUGGACGCAACAGACGUCUUCCCUCUGAUUGGCAGCUGAAGGAUGAGGAACCCGUAUUUGUCCGCUGAUACCAAGAUUUAUUAGUCAGAUCAUGCCACUUGAAAGAUGAGACACAGAAUAAGUGAUUAUUUAAAUUAGUGAGAGUAAGUAUUGUCAGAUAUGCAUUAUAUAGUCCCCAAACAGACUGUUUUGUGUAUUAUUUUUCAAUACUCACCAGCUGUACAUCACUGUACAUUAUCCCUCAUAAUAAAUCUGUUAUUUCCUCA